Glycine soja is the source of this 2217-nucleotide messenger RNA. RefSeq names its product ketol-acid reductoisomerase, chloroplastic-like. NCBI's taxonomy places the organism in Eukaryota, Viridiplantae, Streptophyta, Magnoliopsida, Fabales, Fabaceae. The record is from RefSeq and is a predicted model, not a curated record. Gene Ontology annotation, cellular component: chloroplast; mitochondrion. The coding region runs from base 70 to 1830 and encodes 586 amino acids. The transcript has 10 exons. Gene Ontology annotation, biological process: L-valine biosynthetic process. Gene Ontology annotation, molecular function: ketol-acid reductoisomerase activity.
GAACCACACUGAUUCCUCUGAACUCUCUUUUGCACCGCAAACAGCUUCACUUCACACUCUACUCCCAAAAUGGCGGCUGCUACGACGUCGUAUUCUUCCGCAAUCGCCGCCUCGUCCGAUACCCUAGCCAAACCUGCUUCCACCAGAACAUUCUCCGCCACCAACCUCGCCCUUCAAUCGUCGUCUUCCAAGCUCGGUUUCAAAUCCCUAAAGCUUCACCGAUGCGCCGCCGCCGCCGGCUCCGCCCUCGGCGCGCGGAUGGUGUCGGCGCCGGCGGUCAAGGCCCCCGCACUGCUCGAUUUCGACACGAAGGUUUUCAAGAAGGAGAAGAUUAACCUCGCUGGACACGAUGAGUACAUCGUAAAAGGAGGCAGGGAUUUGUUUCACUUGUUGCCCGAUGCUUUCAAGGGUAUCAAGCAGAUUGGUGUUAUCGGUUGGGGAUCUCAGGGACCUGCUCAGGCUCAGAAUCUACGGGACUCUCUUGCUGAAGCAAAGUCUGAUAUUGUGGUCAAGAUUGGACUCAGGAAAGGUUCUCGUUCCUUUGCCGAAGCUCGGGCAGCUGGGUUUUCUGAGGAGAAUGGGACUCUAGGUGACAUAUGGGAAACUGUCUCGGGCAGUGAUCUUGUGAUGCUGUUAAUUUCUGAUUCCGCGCAGGCUGAUAACUAUGAGAAGAUAUUGUCUCACAUGAAGCCAAACAGCAUACUUGGGCUUUCCCAUGGUUUUCUUCUUGGGCAUUUACAGUCAUUGGGACUUGACUUUCCUAAGAACAUUAGUGUAAUUGCUGUGUGCCCAAAGGGAAUGGGUCCAUCUGUAAGGAGGCUCUAUGUCCAAGGCAAAGAGAUAAAUGGUGCUGGAAUUAAUGCAAGUUUUGCAGUCCACCAGGAUGUAGAUGGCAGGGCUACUGAUGUUGCUUUGGGAUGGUCCGUUGCCCUUGGUUCUCCAUUCACUUUUGCCACUACAUUAGAGCAGGAGUACAGGAGUGAUAUCUUUGGGGAGAGAGGAAUUUUACUUGGUGCUGUUCAUGGAGUUGUGGAAUCCUUGUUUAGGAGAUACACUGAUAAUGGAAUGAACGAAGAUCUGGCCUAUAAGAAUACUGUUGAGUCUAUAACAGGGAUUAUAUCUAAAACCAUCUCAACUAAGGGCAUGCUAGCUGUAUACAAUGCUUUAUCUGAAGAUGAGAAAAGGGAAUUUGAGAAGGCUUAUAGUGCUUCUUAUUAUCCUUGCAUGGAAAUUCUGUAUGAGUGCUAUGAGGAUGUAGCCAGUGGUAGUGAGAUUCGCAGUGUUGUUCUGGCUGGGCGUCGCUUUUAUGAGAAAGAGGGUCUACCUGCUUUUCCCAUGGGUAACAUUGAUCAAACCCGCAUGUGGAAGGUUGGUGAGCGUGUCCGAUCUACAAGAGCAGCCGGUGAUCAAGGCCCAUUAUAUCCUUUCACUGCUGGUGUCUUUGUGGCAUUGAUGAUGGCCCAGAUUGAGAUCCUGAGGAAGAAAGGGCAUUCCUACUCGGAAAUCAUUAAUGAGAGUGUCAUCGAGGCAGUUGACUCUUUGAAUCCUUUCAUGCAUGCUCGUGGUGUUUCUUUCAUGGUUGAUAACUGUUCGACCACAGCUAGGUUGGGUUCGAGGAAAUGGGCUCCACGAUUUGACUACAUCCUAACCCAGCAGGCCAUGGUGGCUGUGGACAAUGGAACUCCUGUUAACAGGGACUUAAUCAGCAACUUCCUGUCAGACCCAGUGCACGGAGCCAUUAAAGUUUGCGCUGAACUGAGACCCACAGUAGACAUUUCUGUGCCACCAGAUGCAGACUUUGUUCGUCCGGAGUUGCGUUCUAGCAAUUAGAACUUAAAAGCAAUUAUGGCUUUCACUUCGAAUCUUUUUCAGAUUUCUCAGAACUGCAGUUAUCUUGUUAGUUUGGGUUUUCAUGAUUGGAUGCUAGUGUGUAAGUUGUAUUGUCAUUUUACAGUUUGUACCCGCCUGUGUUCUGCCACUGAGGAACGUUACUUGGUGUCCUAUUUAAAUGAGUCACGCUAGUACUUACCAUUAGAGGCUGAGAAGGAUUAAGGAUUUUACGAUCUUAAUUUCACGUUUCUAACAGUUCCUUGCAAGCCUUCCGUCAGUUUUAGCCCCGGAACCAUCUUAGUGAUCACGGUAACUCGAUCUGGUCAUAGACGGUCGAAUUGAACAUGCAUAUAGUGAAGAAAAUGUUAAUGCGUUGAGUAUUCCUAU